AUGAAAGCACACAAUAGAAAAAAAAGGUAUACACAGCGGCUGCACGUCCUCCCAUUGAAAGUGCACCUCUCUAACAUCCGAGGUCUGCACUCCAAUCUCGAAUCUGUCCACCACCACCUAGAAACAGAAAAACCGCAGCUGCUGUUCCUCACUGAGACGCAGAUCAGAUGUCCGGCUGACACGGCGUACCUCAGCUACCCCGGGUAUUCUCUGGAGCACAGGUUCAUACCUCGUGCCGGAGUCUGUGUGUACGUCCGUGAUGACAUUUGCAUCAAGCGUCUUAAGCACCUUGAGACAUCCAGUUACUCCAUCCGAUGGGUUCUGGUGGACACAGGACAGGAGAAAAUCCUGUAUGCCUGUGUCUACCGUUCGCACAGUGGAGACGUGGAAACAACUCAGUUAUGUGACCAUCUUACCCUAACGGCGGAUAAGGCUCGAGAGCGUUACCCUUCGGCACAGUUAGUCAUCCUGGGGGACUUCAACGCCCACCACCAGGAGUGGCUAUACCCAUACCAGGUGCCCGACCAUGCUGGGAGAGAAGUGCGUAAACUAGCCUUGACGCUAGAUCUCACCCAGCUUGUAAAUUGUGCUACCAGGGUACCAGACGUAGACUCUCAUACCGCCAACUGCUUAGACCUAUUUUUAACAACUGAUCCACACAGUUACUCAAUAACAGUUUCUGCACCACUGGGUACCUCUGACCACUGUCUGGUAAAAUCUAUAUCCGUCUGUUCCCCACCCGAAGAAGCCCCAUGUGGCCCAAGACGGUUCGGCGCUACAAGGCAGCGGAUUCACUUUUUCUCGUCCUAUCCUUGGCGAGAGGUAUGCUUUUCUUCUGAUGAUCCGUCGAGCUGCGCUGAAGCCAUUACCGCGGUUAUACGCCAGGGUAUGGAAUAUUUUAUACCAUACUCUGACGUAGCGACGAAUGGAAAAUCUCGCCCAUGGUUUGAUGCGGAAUGUUAUCGUACAGAAGCCAAAAAGCGGUCGGCAUACACUGCAUGGGCUGAAGCUCGAACGCGCAAGUCUCCAAAUUCUCGGAAUUAG
Messenger RNA from Melitaea cinxia (Glanville fritillary), 1044 nucleotides. RefSeq lists its product as uncharacterized. Bases 1 to 1044 code for a protein of 347 amino acids. The transcript has a single exon. Gene Ontology annotation, molecular function: catalytic activity. The record is from RefSeq and is a predicted model, not a curated record. NCBI's taxonomy places the organism in Eukaryota, Metazoa, Arthropoda, Insecta, Lepidoptera, Nymphalidae.